Venturia canescens is the source of this 3159-nucleotide messenger RNA. RefSeq names its product mutagen-sensitive 304 (gene mus304). The transcript is spliced from 12 exons. NCBI's taxonomy places the organism in Eukaryota, Metazoa, Arthropoda, Insecta, Hymenoptera, Ichneumonidae. Bases 236 to 2932 code for a protein of 898 amino acids. The record is from RefSeq and is a predicted model, not a curated record.
GCGGCUGGGAGGCGAGAUUGUGCUGCUAUAGAAGAUCCAAGAUAUUUACAUUAUGACGAAGAGGAAAAAAAGUUUUUGAGAAUUUUGAUGCUAUAAUUAUUGGCGUAUUGCGCUCCAUUCAGAGUCAGUGUAGUGAUAAGUCAUACGAUGUUUACGGAGAAGUGAUGGCAAAUCGAAUUCUUCGAUAAUAAGUAGUAUCUAUUUUUUUUUGUCUGUUGAAUGUAUAAACAUCAUCAUGUCCAAAAGAUUCGGCAAAGCAUUUGACAGCGAUUCUUCACCGGCGAAGAGGGCCAAAAUUGGCAGUCCUCUCGGCGCUGCUGAAAAUGUCUCGAAAGAUAGGAAGAACAGAUUUAGCGAUGGUUCGCGCCGAAAUACCAACGAUGAUUUAUGGGGUGACGAUUUUGACGAAAAUGCUAUCGAAGAAAUGGACUUUAUUGCGUCUCAAGCGUGUUCUCAAGACGUUGACGCUGAUUGCAUAGAGACAAAAAUAAAUCUCAAUGUGAAUAGAAAGGCAGCUUCGGCAGUUGACAGUAGCGAGGCUGAAAUAGGUGCAGGGCCUUCCAGCAGCUCCAGAGCAUACGAGCGACGUCCCGUCGAUACCAGACUCAACCAGCUCAGACAGCAACCAGCAGCAUCCUAUUCAAGGAAUAAUCGUCGUUCCAUCGAGAAUGAGGAGCGUCUUCAUUCUCAAAAAAUAUCUUCUUCCGAAAACCUCAGGGAGUUGGGAAUGAACGAUAGUUUGAUGGCUUUCGAUGACUUUAAAUCAAAUUUACUUCAGAGACAUAACAUCAACUCUACUUUUUGUCCAAAUCCCGAUGUAGUGCUUGUUCCUGAUGAAAAGAACAUCAGACGGCUGGAAAAGUUGGAACAGGAAAAUAAAAAACUGUUGGACGACUUUAUGACCAAAGAGGGAGAAACAGUAUUUUUACGAAGUCAGCUGCAACAGACUCAAUUACGAGCGGAAAACGAAAAACUCGAAAAGGCUCGUUUUAUUGAGGAACAAGCUAGUCGUCACCGAGCCGAACUCGAUGCUUUGCACAAAGAGAAAGAAAAUCUUAAGACGCAAAAUGAAUUUCAGGCUCUACAACUGGGAAGUUUGAUGGAACGAUGCAAAUUGUUAGAAUCAGGCGCUGUGAAAUUAACUCAACCACAAAAAGCCGUGAUGAGCGCCGAAUCACCCAAUCGAAGCCGAUUCGGUCAACUGAAUCGUUCCGUUGCUGCUGUGAAGACGGUCAAGGUCAGCGAGAUUAGCGUCCAAACGAGUGGUUUUUCUGCCACAGACAGAAUUCUCAAAACGUUGCUACAUCAUUAUCCUCUCGACUCCAUACCACAAUCAAUAUUCGAGCCCUCCUUGCCAGAAAAAUCGGUUGUGGAUAUCCAAAUAAUUGAAAAAAUAGGCCGAAAAAAUUUGCCAAUAUUGCAGGAAGAGAACACUUUUCGGAUAUUUGAAAAUCCCGUUUUGGUGAAGCCCAUCGUGAGUACGGUGAACGGCAGGACUUUGAACGUUGAAUUUUUUCUACCCGAUAUCGCCGUGAUGAUGAAAAAAACGAGUACAGAAAUAAACUCCGAGGAUUGUAUACCAAUUGUUAAUAAAAUUGUUUCCGCGACACGAGAAUUAUUCCUCAAUUCGACAAUCGUACUGGAAACGAUAUUUGCUGCGAUGAAAAACGACGAUAUCAGAGACAUGAACGAUUUGUAUUUAUCUGAUUUUUACGAUAAUACUGUGGAAUACGACAAAUCGAUCUGCGAUUCAAACGUGUGGUAUGAGAAAGAACGAGGAAUCGAAGCGAGAAGGGCCAUGGCCGUGCUCUCUUACGUUGCCAAAGUCUCCAAUUAUCUCUGCGAAUACAUAACCGGUAGGAGUCGAUUAAUUACCGACAAAGAUCGCGAUUUUUCAACCUACAAUGAUCAGAUGAUCCGGUACAAUUCCUGGGCCAAGAAAGACGAACCUUUCGAGAUGUUGGAGAUGAUUUUAGAUUUCGUUACUGCUCUCGGUUUGGUCAGAAGAUCGCACCAAUUUAGCGGUUUGUUGUGCGCGAUUGCGAGGAUGUUGUGCAGCGUGCAGAGGAGAGUCGGCUUCUGUCCCAGAGGAUUGGAGUACGUUACGAGAAUAUUCAAGGAAAUGGUUUUCUCGAGGCCUCUACUCCGGUGCUUCCCUUCCCUAACGGUAAUGAUGGAGACAUUUUGUAAAUCGAGAAUAUUCGGACGGAGCCUUUGUUCUUCUCGUUCGAAUGUAAAAAUAUGGAACGGGGCUUUGCAUUUCACGUCAGAUGCUUGCUCGUUGGAGAUCUUCAUGUCACAGAUCGAGCGGUUUCGCCUCGAUGAUGCAACGACGAUCUGCAUGAGCGACUCUUUUCUCUCGAGCGUUAAUCUUGUGAUCGUCACUGAAAGUAUAUCGUGGGUAACGGAAUCGUCCACGUCGUGCAAUUGUUGUUCGAGCAUUCUCUCGUAUGCGAUAACAUUGCUCUGUCAAUGUUCGAAAAUUAAUUUGAAUCGAGCAGAUGGUAAAACGAAGCGGAGUGGUGGUGACGAGCUCUUUUGGACGAAUCUCAAAAAAAAGCAAAUGAACGCGUUGAAAAAAGGCAUCAAAUUUCUGAGUUAUCUGGCGAAACGAGAGCCCGAUUUCAUAAUGAGGGUUUCCGACAUCGAGGACUCUUUUCACUUGUUCAUGCAGCACGUUACGACUUUGGAGGGGCUACAGCUUCACGAGAAUGAGCAAGAGGCACUGACACUUAUAAAAUUGACGUUAUCCCCGGAGAGUCAGGCCUUAAUUGAGCGACGUUCUCAACAAUCUAAACAAAUAUUCAGUAUUAAAAGCGUCUUUGAGGAUAAGCCAUCACCGAGCGCCUCAAGUGGUCGAUGGUUCCAAGUGGAUAACGAAAGUUUGUCAGAUCGAUCGUUUGCCAUGUAUGCGGAAGUUCUGAAAACUUAAUGCAGCGUCAACAACCUCGAAUCGUGGCAAUGUAAAUUCCUCAAUCGGUUAAUUCUUCUUCAUCGCUAAAGUACGAUUUAACCUUUUUGAAACGUUUACGAGGGAUCGAUGAUUCCUGUUGCAAGUGUUCGACGUAUCGACCACUCGCUACUUCGUACCUGUAUCUCUCAGACUCCAUUUCUUCUUGCUGCGGAGAAAAAUAAAACUAAUGUUUUUCAAUGUGUCAA